CGAACAAUCGCAGGAUUAGUACGCACAACAGAUGGCAAGCAAACGAAAGCCAAUCCACACACCCUCUGCCACCGGUGCAGGUGGAGCAAACGCUACCCGGCCGCAGAUGAACUUCCGUCAGGGAUUAAACGACACUACGGCACGCAGCGAAGCAAAGGGCACACGGCCAACUGCCACACCGACCUCGAUAAGGGAAGUGCUCACAAUGAUGGUGCUGCACGUGUGCAAAAAGAUCAUUUUCUUCGACACCAACCUGAAAGUCCCACUGUAUCUGGGUUCUUUGUUCAUCGUCUCACUGAUCGGUGACUUUCUCCCCUACCCAAAGACUUACCUAGCACGUACGGACAAUCUGUUUAACGUGUACUUCGUUAAGCUGGGAUGGGCAUGGACGUUACUGUUCGCCUUCCCGUACCUUGCCAUGACAUCGAUCACCAUCUGCUGUGGUGACAAUCAGCGCCUACUGAGAAACCAUCUCCCCCGGCUCGGCAUAGCAACGGUGUUUUGGUUCGUCUGGACCAAACUGUUCAACAUCAUCGAAUCGAGCUACGGCCGUUGCAGUAUGCGUGGAUUCGAUGCGAAAACGCCAUGCCUAAAGGCGGGUCACCUGUGGAAUGGUUUCGACAUUUCCGGCCACGCGUUCAUCCUGAUCUACGCUAGCUUGGUACUGAUGGAGGAGGCACGUCCCAUUAUCGGAUGGGAAAGCAUAAAGGAUCUGCUGCGCAACGAAGAACACAAUCGCAACAACAACGACACCUCGCAAACGUCCAAUCCGCUGAAGAGUUUAAAGGAUGAAGAUCUGAAGGCGCUUAAAUAUUUCUAUAAUCGUUUCACACCCACCAUACGGUUGUUUUUCGUCGGGAUGACUAUGCUGCAGCUGUUGUGGGAUCUGAUGCUCGUCGGCACGAUGCUCUACCACCAUCGGAUGGCGGAGAAGGUGCUGAGCGGAAUCAUUGCCGUCGUCACGUGGUUCGUGACGUAUCGUGCCUGGUACCCGAUACCUACCGUACUGCCCGAUCCCGUUGGGAAGGGAUUGUUUAACUAUCAAUCGCUCAGCAAAGCAGAAAUUGGACUCCGACGAAGGGCCAGUCUGCUGCAGCAGUCGGGUUUAUCGGGCACGGCCAGUGGUGGAAAUUCGAACAGCAUGGGCAGUGGUAAAGAAAUUCCCAAAUUUAUGGGAAUGCCACUGUACGCCGCACGGCAACCAUUUAAUGCUUCGGCGAUGGGUGCCAAUGUUGGUCCCAAUGCAUCCUCACUGGAAGGCACGGGCAGUGGUGGUGGUGCAUCGCAGGGCGGUGGAUCGUUCGUAAGUAGUCAUUUGUAUGGUUCACGCAUGGGUAGUGGUAGCGGUGGCAUUGGUGGCAGCAGUAGUGGUGGUGGUGGUGGUAGUAACUAUAGCAACGCGGACUUUAACCAUCCUUCGUACGCCCGCUAUCGUAGUCGCUUUGAGCGGUUCGAAUCGUCGUAG
This is a messenger RNA of Anopheles maculipalpis, 1465 nucleotides long. RefSeq names its product acyl-coenzyme A diphosphatase FITM2 (gene Fitm). Bases 32 to 1465 code for a protein of 477 amino acids. The record is from RefSeq and is a predicted model, not a curated record. NCBI's taxonomy places the organism in Eukaryota, Metazoa, Arthropoda, Insecta, Diptera, Culicidae. Gene Ontology annotation, cellular component: endoplasmic reticulum membrane. The transcript has a single exon. Gene Ontology annotation, biological process: lipid storage; phospholipid biosynthetic process; lipid droplet organization.